Molecule: messenger RNA, 1107 nt
Organism: Nannospalax galili (Upper Galilee mountains blind mole rat)
Lineage: Eukaryota; Metazoa; Chordata; Mammalia; Rodentia; Spalacidae
Gene: Clmb
Product: chromosome unknown C16orf74 homolog
Exons: 4
Coding region: 145-375 (76 amino acids)
Source: RefSeq, a predicted model, not a curated record
GGCUGACCAUCGUGCCGCAGUCCCUAGAAAGGAAAGGCUUCGGUGGUGUUUCCACACCCUCAGCCCCGGCCAGUCUCACCUUGAACAUCACCAGCCGGCAGCCCCACCACACCACCUUUUUCCAGGGCCGGCAGAAGUGACACUAUGGGGUUGAAGCUCUCUUGUCUGAAAGGCUUUAAGAUGUGCGUCAGCAGCAACAGCAGCAAUCACGAUGAGGCCCCUGUGCUGAACGAGAAAAACCUGACGGUCCCCAACAUCAUCAUCACACCCCCGACCCCGACGGGCAUGGGGCUUUCCAGAGACACCAGGCAGCCAGUCUGGAUGGAAGAGUUGGGGUCUUACCUGGAUGAUGGAGAGAUGGAACCAGAAGCCUGAGGCAUUGUCACCAAAUGGUGGCACAUGUGUGACAGCUCCCUGCCCCACUGCCCCCUGCCCUGGAUGUCAGAGACAUGGCUAUCUGAGCAGUUGGAUGGGGACAGCGACUCCGGCCCUGGACCAAGACAGAGGUGGCAGGAGAAGAGGCAGGUCCCCAGCCCCAGUGGGACACGGUGCCGCCUCUGUGCCAACCCAGACCUCGGCUUGGCGAAGAGAAGGCCAUCCUGCCCUACGGCCACUGUGACCAUGGACUCUGACCUUCGAGGUCACAAAACACGGGACUCCUUGCCAGAGCAGGGCCUCCAUUUUUUACAAGUUGUUUUACAGAUACGGAAACUGUAUCCAGACUGUGAUUUAUAAAUUCUCUUUUGCAUUAUAAGUAAAGAUCCUCUACGAUGCAGGAGGAAUCCUGCUUCUUGGGUUGGGGGAGGAGAUGAUGCCCAGUACCCGUAGAGUGAGAGGAAGGGAAGGUGUUCCAGGUGGUCAGGGUCGGGGGACCAGGUGUGUCCAAGCUCUUGGCCUCUUAGUCAGGAAACUGAAAUAAAAGCCACACGGGGGUUGAAGAGAUGGCCCUGGUUAAGGGCAAGUACUGCUCUUGCAGAGGGUCAAGUUCAGUUCUCAGCACUGACACUGAGCUUUCACAACCCCCCAGUGACUGCAGCCCUCUUCUGGCCUCUGCAGGCACCCAUACACAUGACACAUAGGCACAUACAUAAAUAAAAAUAAAAAUUG